GUUCCUACACCUCACAACUAUUGCGGCAGCGCCACUUGGCGGUUGUAUUGAGGUAGUGCAGGGUUUCCCAACUAGUGUGCCUCCAAAACUGCAACCCCCAGCAUAAGUUCUGCUACAGCUGCAGGCAUGGUGGAGGCCAUUGGCAGCCGCAGGCCAAAGAAGGAGCGGAAAGCUGGUGAUUCAGUAUGUAAGUUAAAAUAACUAACGCAAAGCUGACUGACGCUGUGCUGUGACUGUGUGAACAGGAUGCUUUUUUUGGCCAGAAGGUAUUCCUGUUAACCCACUGCACCUGUACAAAAAUAAGAGCAGCUUCUCUCCUGGGAGCGAGGAAAGUAGUGUUGCUGUAUAAUCUCCUUAAUACUGCAGGUAUUAGUGUGGAUUGGACUCUGCACUUGCAGUAUGUCCUUCAUACCUGACCCUCAGCAGACUUGAGCUGGUGCAGAUUUGCUGGUGAUGGGGACACUUAUGUUGCCUUCCCCCAGUACACCUCUCCUCGCUUAAAAACAUCAUGUACCCUGAAGACUAAGGGGGCGAAUGGUUCCCCCAACCUACUUGCUGGCUGCUGUCUUCAGGGUUCUGUGUGAUGCAUUUCAGAAGCUUAGCUGAGGCUACUUGCAAGCAACCUAAAGAUGGAAAACAAGCAUAGGACCAUAUCAGAAAUAUCUCCCUAGGAUAUAAAUUAUUGACUGGGAUAAAGAUAAAGAUUAAAGUGUUUUCUGGCCCCUGGUAUUUAAUCCAUCUUAUUUUAUCAGUAUGCAUCUACAUAGGAGAAAAAGGCUUCAGCUGAACCGUAUCUUAUUUAUAGUCUGUGUGAUGUUCCUUUGCUCCUUGUACCAACUAUCAGUUGAUCAACAGAUGGAUUCAGAACAUUGGACAGAGACUAACUUGAAAGAACCUAGCUUUGUAAAGGAAGUAAAAACUCAAAUGACUGUAAAAGAAUCUUUUAGGGAACUAUUCAACCUGACGUCCCCCACCACCACCACUUCAACCACCACCACCACUUCUACCACCACCACUUCUACCUCAGUUGCCCACACAGAAAAUGUAACUGAAAGGACCAAAACCCGACACUGUAUUUUUGUGGACCCAGAACCUACCAGUAAACCAAAAGCUACAACCACUCUUCCAACCACCACCAGCAAACCCACUAAACCCCCUUUGCCUCAUGCCAAAGGAGAAUAUCCAGAGGACCUAUUCAGCAUAGAGCAGCGCAGGCAGGGUUGGGUAGCACUACAUAUCUUUGGCAUGAUGUAUGUAUUUGUGGCCUUGGCCAUUGUCUGCGAUGAGUUUUUUGUUCCAGCUUUGGGGGUAAUCACAGAAAAGCUUCAGAUCUCUGAAGAUGUAGCAGGUGCCACAUUUAUGGCAGCAGGUGGAUCAGCACCGGAACUUUUCACCUCCUUGAUUGGCGUGUUCAUUUCUCACAGUAAUGUAGGCAUUGGAACUAUUGUGGGCUCGGCUGUCUUUAACAUCUUGUUUGUGAUAGGUACUUGUGCCCUCUUCUCCAGGGAGAUUCUCAACCUUACAUGGUGGCCUCUCUUCAGAGAUGUCUCCUUUUAUAUUCUCGAUUUGAUUAUGCUGAUCAUCUUUUUCCUUGAUAAUUUUAUAAUGUGGUGGGAGAGCAUGAUGCUUCUCUGUGCCUAUGGGCUUUAUGUCUGCUUCAUGAAGUGUAAUGUUAUGAUUGAAAGAUUGGUGAAGACAAAUGUUGCCAAAAGAAAGAAGCUAGUGAAAGUAAUGGCAUUGGAGGAUACAUCUAAGAAAGGCAAUGGGUCAGUUGCAGGGGAUGAGCCAAAGCCACCAGAAGACAACAACAGAUUAAAGCUGAAGCCUUUCCUUACCAGAGGUGGGAGUUCGGCCUCUCUGCAUAACAGCACCAUUCGCAGUACCAUAUUUCAGCUCAUGAUCCAUACCCUGGACCCCCUGGGGGAAGCAAAAUUUAAAGACAAGGCUGAAAUCAUGAACAACAUGGCCAAGGCCAAGGUAGAGACAGAGGGGAAAAAAGGCCUGAAAACCAAAGAUGAGAAAGAUGAUGGUGUUGAGGUCACUAACACAGUGAAUGUACAAGUAAUCCCCCCUACUGGGUCUGAGCCCUCCAAGGAUGCAGAGGAUCAAGGAGGCGAAAAGGAUGACACUCAGAAAGGAGCCACUCAAGCAGGUGAUGGAGGAGGUGGAUCUGGCAGCAGUGGAGAUGAUAGUGAUGAUGAGGAUGACAGUGAUGAUGACGACAGUGAUGAUGAAGAUGAGGAGGAUGAAGAAGAGGAGAUAGAUGAACCUCUGUCUUUGGAGUGGCCGGACACUAUUAGAAAGCAAAUUACAUACCUAUUCCUACUUCCCAUUGUAUUUCCUUUAUGGUUGACUGUGCCUGAUGUUAGGAGUCCGAAAUCAAGAAAGCUUUUCGUCUUUACGUUUCUUGGCUCAAUAAUGUGGAUUGCUAUAUUUUCAUACCUCAUGGUAUGGUGGGCACAUCAGGUGGGGGAAACCAUUGGCAUUUCGGAGGAGAUAAUGGGCCUUACCAUACUGGCAGCUGGUACCUCAAUACCAGAUCUCAUCACCAGUGUGAUUGUGGCAAGGAAAGGACUGGGUGACAUGGCAGUCUCUAGCUCUGUAGGAAGCAACAUCUUUGACAUCACUGUAGGGUUACCUGUCCCCUGGUUCCUGUUCUCAGUAUUUAAUGGUUUUAGUCCAGUGGCGGUGAGCAGCAAUGGCUUGUUUUGCGCAAUUGUCCUCCUUUUUCUCAUGCUUCUCUUUGUCAUAUUCUCCAUUGCUGCCUGCAAGUGGAAGAUGAACAAGUUUCUAGGAUUCACCAUGUUCACACUGUACUUUGUGUUUGUGAUCGUCAGUGUCAUGCUGGAGGACAGGAUCAUUGUGUGCCCCAUAUCUAUAUAGAGCAGCCACUAAACUGACCUCAUCCAAUGUUCAUACACGUGGUAUGCACACUCCUAGAGGAAACCUGAUCAUAAAUAUAUUUUCUUAUUCCUAUUUUUUAUAUACAUAUAUACAUAUUGCUAAUAUACUUAGUAAGCAGAACUGUACCAACCUAGACUAUGACUGAUGCCCUCAGAGCCUAGAAAUCUCUAACCCAUCCCUCUACAUGGACAAUACAUGUGCAUUUCACUAUGUUGCCACCAUUAGAGAUGUCUGCCAAGCAAUAUGUGAACCUUGAAUAAUAAUAUUGAAGUUUAUAACAUAUUCUGUAAACUGAAAUAAAACCAAUUUGAU
This is a messenger RNA of Hyla sarda, 3216 nucleotides long. RefSeq names its product solute carrier family 24 member 1 (gene SLC24A1). Gene Ontology annotation, biological process: intracellular calcium ion homeostasis; calcium ion transmembrane transport; long-term synaptic depression. Lineage: Eukaryota; Metazoa; Chordata; Amphibia; Anura; Hylidae. Gene Ontology annotation, molecular function: calcium channel activity; calcium, potassium:sodium antiporter activity. The record is from RefSeq and is a predicted model, not a curated record. The transcript has 13 exons. Gene Ontology annotation, cellular component: membrane. Bases 754 to 2883 code for a protein of 709 amino acids.